AUGGUGAUUAAGCGAACGGAAAUUUUGGAGAUGACACCAGAUCUGUGGGAGACGACGAAGAGAACGAAGACCAAGAGAAGAAAGAGAGUCACCAAGGAGGAGGAGGAGGAAGAAGAAGAAGAUGGGACCCCCAUCAGGGCUAUAUUCUGUCUUAAAACAAGACAGGAUAUGAAGAUUUUCGAGGAGAAAGAGGAUUGCUUUAUCCUCGAUUUUGAUCCCAACGAUUCAUUUGACUCACGGAAGCUCUCCUUCUCCGAUAACCCUGAAAGUGACAACGACGUCGCGAUUAUCCACGAGAAAGGCCAGGUGGCUUGCAGAGACUUCCCACAUCCAAGGCAUCUCUGCUUGAAAUACCCAUUUGGAUCCACUAACCACGCACUACAUUGUAAACAGUGCUUCUGUUAUGUUUGUGAUUUGGCCGCGCCAUGCCCACAUUGGACGCCUAGUUAUGAACCGCAUUGUGAAGCAUUAGAGAAUCAUAGGUGGAAGCUUCUACGGGAGCUGCACCGCGGCGUGAGGAAGUAG
Thlaspi arvense is the source of this 525-nucleotide messenger RNA. NCBI's taxonomy places the organism in Eukaryota, Viridiplantae, Streptophyta, Magnoliopsida, Brassicales, Brassicaceae. The record is from the annotation of a GenBank genome assembly.